This is a messenger RNA of Heteronotia binoei (common prickly gecko), 1294 nucleotides long. It is a transcript of the gene ATCAY, whose product is annotated as ATCAY kinesin light chain interacting caytaxin. Bases 54 to 1136 code for a protein of 360 amino acids. Gene Ontology annotation, cellular component: cytoplasm. Gene Ontology annotation, biological process: apoptotic process. The record is from RefSeq and is a predicted model, not a curated record. Lineage: Eukaryota; Metazoa; Chordata; Lepidosauria; Squamata; Gekkonidae. The transcript has 12 exons.
GCUCGAGAGCUAAUUCACCUUUCUGUGCUGCCACGGUCCCUCCACGCAGCACGAUGGGUACCACCGAAGCCACACUCCGUAUGGAAAACGUGGAUGUCAAGGAGGAAUGGCAAGAUGAAGACUUCCCAAGGCCUCUCCCAGAAGUGGCAGGAAUGGAGUCUCUGGGCGGCCCAAACGAGAACACAUUGUCACCACCAAAUACGUUAAAUUUUAGUAAUGGGGCACAUCAUAAACGGAAAACGCUCGUCGCCCCGGAAAUCAACAUUUCUCUGGAUCAGAGUGAAGGCUCCCUCUUAUCAGAUGAUUUCUUGGACACGCCUGAUGACCUGGACAUAAAUGUGGAUGACAUCGAAACCCCAGACGAGACAGAUUCCCUUGAGUUCUUGGGCAAUGGGAAUGAACUGGAGUGGGAAGAUGAUACUCCGGUGGCCACAGCAAAAAAUAUGCCUGGGGACAGUGCGGACUUGUUUGGGGACGGGGCCACGGAAGAUGGCAGCGCCACCAAUGGGCGCCUAUGGAGGACAGUCAUCAUUGGUGAACAGGAACACCGCAUUGAUCUGCAGAUGAUCAAGCCGUACAUGAGAGUCGUCACACACGGAGGCUAUUACGGAGAAGGCCUCAACGCCAUCAUUGUCUUCGCUGCCUGCUAUCUGCCCGACAGCAACCUGCCGGAUUAUCAUUACAUCAUGGAGAAUCUCUUCUUGUACGUGAUCAGUAGCCUGGAGCUCUUGGUGGCCGAGGACUACAUGAUUGUGUACUUGAACGGUGCUACACCACGCCGAAGAAUGCCUGGGAUUGGUUGGCUGAAAAAAUGCUACCAGAUGAUUGACAGAAGAUUACGGAAGAACCUGAAAGCUCUGAUAAUCGUUCACCCCUCUUGGUUCAUUCGGACAGUGCUGGCGAUUUCAAGGCCGUUUAUCAGUGUGAAGUUUAUCAGUAAGAUCCAGUACGUUCACACACUGGAGGAAUUAGAGCACAUUAUCCCCAUGGAACAUGUCCAGAUUCCAGUUUGUGUCCUACAGUUUGAAGAAGAGAGAAACAGAGCCAGAAAAGAAAGGGCAGAAGAAAAACAGGACAUGGUUGAGAGAGAAAGGCCUGUACUGCCAGUGGAGGAUCAGGAAACAAGCAUGUCAUGAAUAAAGAGACAGGGUCGAAAGGUGGGCUCGGCUCGGUUUAUUAUCCACUGUAAAAUGACCUUCCUGAUGUUAAGACUUCAUGACCAUCUCAUUCUCAGUAAGAUCCAGGAAAGCCUGCCUCCCCCCACCUUAAUGGCAUCAAGUCCACUAAAGGAAAG